Panicum virgatum (switchgrass) is the source of this 1248-nucleotide messenger RNA. Its product is annotated as protein G1-like8. The record is from RefSeq and is a predicted model, not a curated record. Gene Ontology annotation, cellular component: nucleus. Gene Ontology annotation, biological process: mRNA transcription; response to light stimulus. Bases 177 to 923 code for a protein of 248 amino acids. The transcript has a single exon. NCBI's taxonomy places the organism in Eukaryota, Viridiplantae, Streptophyta, Magnoliopsida, Poales, Poaceae.
CAGCAGGCGGCAGUUCACCACCCUUUCCUCCACCCCCCCCCCCCCCGUCGCUCUCCCACCCGCAUCCCAUCGCGACCCAACCGCGCGGGCCGGACGGUGCUCUGGUGCCGCGCGUCUCCACUGAUCCGCGCGGGCUCGCCCGGCGCCCCGGCCGGGUGAGCUAGCGAGCGAGCUGCAUGGAUCCCCCGGGGCCAGCCGGGGCGUCCUCGGCGCCGGGCGGCGACGCGCAGGCGCCGCAGCACCAUGUGCAGCCGCUGGCCCAGGCGCAGCCGCAGGUCGCGCCGGCGCCGGCGCCGCCGCAGCAGCUGAGCAGGUACGAGUCGCAGAAGCGGCGGGACUGGAACACGUUCCUGCAGUACCUGCGGAACCACCGGCCGCCGCUGACGCUGGCGAGGUGCAGCGGCGCGCACGUCAUCGAGUUCCUCAAGUACCUGGACCAGUUCGGCAAGACCAAGGUGCACGCCGCCGGGUGCGCCUACUUCGGCCACCCCAGCCCGCCGGCGCCGUGCCCGUGCCCGCUGCGCCAGGCCUGGGGCUCCCUCGACGCGCUCAUCGGCCGCCUCCGCGCCGCCUACGAGGAGAGCGGACACCCGCCCGAGUCCAACCCCUUCGCGGCCCGCGCCGUGCGGAUCUACCUCCGCGAGGUCCGCGACUCGCAGGCCAAGGCGCGGGGCAUACCCUACGAGAAGAACCGCAAGCGCAAGCAGCCCGCGCCGCCGGCCCCAGGGGAGGCGGCGCCGUCGUCGUCGUCAUCGUCAUCGGCGGCCGCCGCGGCGGCACGAGAGGCGGCUGCCCCCGCCACGAGCGGCGGUGACGGGUCCAGUGGCACCGCGGCGGCGGCGGCGGCAGCUGCACCGACGACUGGCCAGGCGGGAGGGAGUGGCGGCGCUGCUGCACCGGCCAGCACAUCAUCCCGAGUAUAGUAGAAUCACUUUGCAAACCAUGGUCUAUUUGCUUCUGUACGUCUCGCUAGCUAUACCUCGAGCUUUGCAACAUUUGAGCUGCUAUUUCUUUCUUCUGCCAUUUGGUUUUCGGCGUCCUUACAUCUUGCUCCUUAGAAAUUGCCUCUCCUGCUUGCUGCUGUUUUUUUCCCUCUUCCUUUGGCUGGAUUAUAUUCUUCCUGCUCCCUUAUUGAGCUAGUCAUUUUCACUAUGCUGAAUUAUCCAGCAGCUACUAGGUCAGUAAUAAUAAUAAUACAUGGAAAUUUGGCAAAAACUGAAUGAUAAUAUGGGCCUUUCUGUUUGCUCA